Messenger RNA from Psammomys obesus (fat sand rat), 4988 nucleotides. RefSeq names its product erythrocyte membrane protein band 4.1 like 3 (gene Epb41l3). Bases 431 to 3823 code for a protein of 1130 amino acids. The transcript is spliced from 24 exons. The record is from RefSeq and is a predicted model, not a curated record. NCBI's taxonomy places the organism in Eukaryota, Metazoa, Chordata, Mammalia, Rodentia, Muridae. Gene Ontology annotation, cellular component: cytoskeleton; plasma membrane. Gene Ontology annotation, molecular function: actin binding; structural molecule activity. Gene Ontology annotation, biological process: cortical actin cytoskeleton organization.
UCCACUCUCACUGAGCCUAUCUGUAAAGGGAGGAGAGGACCCAGAGGCCCAGCAAUAAUCCAAGUGCAAAUCCAAGGGCUACAGCUAUUGGCAGCAGUCUAGCCGGGUUCCCGGGUUCCCGGGUUCCCGGAGCUUGCAUCUUCAGGACUGCUCAACCUAGGUGUCCUGAAGACCUGCGGUGGCCCCCUCCCCCGCGCGCGGGAGGGAAGUCCGGACGAGGUUGGCCCUCCUCUCUCGGGUGUCUGGGCGUGGGCCCCGCCGCAGCUCCGCGGAGCCUCCGUGUCUCCUGCAAAGGGGGGCGGGGGAGCCCUGAGCUGCGGCUUCCUCCCGCGCGGAGUCUCCUGCGCACCGCCGAGCCGGACGCCAGCGCCAGCCCGGUCCCCACGCCGCGGCGCGCCCGGCCUUCCCGCCGCCCCCAGAACAAUCAACCAUGACGACCGAAUCGGGAUCAGACUCAGAAUCCAAGCCAGACCAGGAGGCUGAGCCCCAGGAGGCAGCAGGGCCUCAAGAGCACGCAGGGGCACAGCCCAGACCAGAGCCUGCCAGUGGAAACGGCGAGGAGCAGCCAGCGCUAGAGCAGUUUCCUGAAGCUGCUGCACACAGCACCCCGGUGAAGAGGGAGGCCAGUGACAAGGACCGCGACUUUGCUGCCACAGCUGCGAAACAACUUGAGUAUCAGCAGUUUGAAGACGAUAAACUCUCCCAGAAAUCAUCCAGCAGCAAACUCUCGCGGUCCCCACUGAAGAUCGUGAAAAGGCCUAAAAGCAUGCAGUGCAAAGUGACACUCCUGGAUGGAUCAGAGUACGGCUGUGAUGUGGACAAGCGCUCCCGAGGACAAGUGCUGUUUGACAAAGUGUGCGAGCAUCUGAACCUGCUGGAAAAAGAUUACUUUGGUCUCACAUACCGAGACGCUGAGAAUCAGAAGAAUUGGUUGGACCCCGCUAAGGAAAUUAAAAAACAGAUUCGAAGUGGUGCUUGGCAUUUCUCAUUUAAUGUGAAAUUUUACCCACCAGACCCUGCCCAGCUAUCUGAAGAUAUCACCAGGUACUACCUCUGCUUGCAGCUGCGAGAUGAUAUUGUGUCUGGAAGGCUGCCCUGUUCGUUUGUGACUCUUGCCCUGCUGGGCUCCUACACCGUGCAGUCGGAGCUUGGAGACUACGACCCGGAUGAGUGCGGGAGCGACUACAUCAGCGAGUUCCGCUUUGCCCCAAACCACACGAAAGAACUGGAAGACAAGGUGGUUGAGCUGCACAAGAGUCACAGAGGGAUGACGCCAGCUGAAGCAGAGAUGCAUUUCUUGGAAAACGCCAAAAAACUCUCCAUGUAUGGGGUAGAUUUACAUCAUGCCAAGGAUUCGGAAGGAGUAGAAAUUAUGUUAGGAGUCUGUGCGAGUGGCCUAUUGAUAUAUCGUGACCGGCUUCGAAUAAACAGAUUUGCUUGGCCCAAGGUCCUAAAAAUUUCUUACAAGCGGAACAACUUUUACAUUAAAAUCCGGCCAGGAGAGUUUGAGCAAUUUGAAAGCACCAUUGGCUUCAAGCUGCCGAACCAUCGAGCUGCCAAGCGCCUUUGGAAAGUGUGUGUGGAGCACCACACAUUUUUCAGACUAUUGCUACCAGAAGCCCCUCCAAAGAAAUUCCUGACCCUGGGCUCCAAGUUCCGUUACAGCGGCAGAACGCAGGCGCAAACGAGAAGAGCCAGCGCUCUGAUAGACCGCCCAGCACCCUACUUCGAACGCUCCUCCAGCAAACGAUACACCAUGUCUCGCAGCUUGGAUGGAGCCUCAGUGAAUGAAAACCAUGAAAUAUACAUGAAGGAUUCUAUGUCUGCUGCAGAGGUUGGCACAGGCCAGUACGCCACAACAAAGGGCAUCUCUCAGACCAACUUGAUCACCACUGUGACUCCAGAGAAAAAGGCUGAAGAGGAGCAUGUGGAGGAAGAGGACAGAAGGAAGAAGGUCGAGGAUGCCACACCCGUCACAGCCCUCCGGCACGAGGGAAAGUCACCUGGGCAUGGCUCUGACUCAUGUCCCUCGUCACCCCCAUCAGCCCAUCUUGACCCCACAUCUCCCACAGAGCUCCGCAGGAGGUGUAAGGAGAAGGAAGGCACCUCUACCGGUUCCGUGCUGCCUAUGGCUGAGCUAGCCCUGGAGUCCGAUGGCCAGGAAAAGGCUUACGUAGGGGACCAAGACGUAGCAUUUAGUUACAGGCAGCAGACUGGCAAAGGAGCCACGCUGUUUUCCUUCUCCUUGCAGCUCCCCGGGUCAUUCCCCUCACUCCUAGAUGAGGAUGGGUACCUCUCUUUCCCCAACCUGUCUGAAACCAACCUUCUGCCCCAGAGCUGGCAGCACUUCCUGCCCAUCCGCUCGCCCUCCCUCCUGCCCUGCUUCCUCUUCAUCUUCUUCUUCCUGCUCUCCGCCUCCUUCUCAGUGCCAUACGCCCUCACUCUCUCCUUCCCUCUGGCUCUCUGCCUCUGCUACCUGGAGCCCAAGGCGGCCUCCUUGAGCGCCUCCCUAGACAAUGACCCGAGUGACAGUUCAGAAGAAGAGACUGACAGCGAACGGACAGACACUGCGGCUGACGGAGAAACCAGUGCCACUGAGUCGGACCAGGAGGAAGACGCAGAGCUCAAGGCGCAGGAGCUAGAUAAAACUCAAGAUGAACUGAUGAAGCACCAAACCAACAUUAGCGAGCUGAAAAGAACCUUCCUGGAAACGUCUACAGAAACCGCCUUAACCAACGAGUGGGAAAAGAGGCUUUCCACGUCCCCCGUGCGCCUGGCUGCCAGGCAGGAGGAUGCCCCCAUGAUUGAGCCGCUGGUACCUGAGGAGACCAAAGAAGAGAGAGCGAUUUCUGAGAAAGUUAUAUUUUUACAGCAAGGAAGCUCGCCAUUCCUUGAGUCUCAGACUAAGCAGUCUUCCGGGGACAAGCUCACAGAUGGCUCGGAGAUCCUCAGUCUGUUAGAGUCUGCGCGAAAGCCCACAGAGUUCAUAGGAGGGGUUUCGUCUACCACCCAGAGCUGGGUGCAGAAACUGGAGACGAAGACAGAGUCCAUUGAGACAGAGGGGGACUCGGUCCCACACCCCCAGCCCCUCAGUGCCGAGAAGGUGCUUCAGGAAACCUUGUCCGUGUCGGUGGAGGAGAGGCACGUGAUGAGCGUGCACGCCAGCGGGGAUGCUUCGCACACAGCCGGGGAUGAAGUGGCCGCCUCGGCAGAGUCCACAGCAGCGGAUCCUCACGGUAUGAAAGGGAAGGAGGUGACAGAAGCAGCUAAGGAAGAGAGAGGAGAGGAGGCGGAGAAGCCUGUCCCCGAGCAGGAGCAGCCAGCCACUGUCUCCCAGGAGGAGGAGCAGGUGUCUGCUGUGCACCCUUCCGAGGCUUUGGAACAGAAAGCUCAUUUUGAGUCCUCCACUGUGAAGAUGGAAAGCGUGAGCGUGGGCAGUGUUUCUCCAGGAGGAGUAAAACUAGAAACCUCUACCAAGGAAGUGCCAGUAGUUCACACAGAAACAAAAACCAUCACCUAUGAGUCGUCACAGGUCGAUCCUGGGGCCGAUCUGGAGCCAGGCCUGCUAAUGAGCGCACAGACGAUCACAUCUGAAACCACCAGUACCACGACCACCACACACAUCACCAAAACUGUGAAAGGAGGCAUUUCAGAGACGAGGAUCGAGAAGCGAAUAGUCAUCACGGGAGAUGCUGACAUUGACCACGACCAGGCGCUGGCUCAGGCAAUUAAAGAGGCCAAAGAGCAGCACCCCGACAUGUCAGUGACCAAAGUAGUGGUCCAUAAAGAGACAGAAAUCACACCAGAAGAUGGAGAGGAUUGACCAGAGGAAUAACUUAGCUUGCACAUGAACCCAGUCAUAUAAACUGUUAGGAAAACCGGAGCCGAUGCCGAGUUCGUUCUUCUAACCCAACUGACUUAUAUCUGUCUGUGGAAAAUUCCAAUCCAGAAGAGCCGACCUUUACCAUUAAAGACACUGGCAGAGAGAUCUUCCCAUAAUAAAGAAAUCCGAAUCAGCAUCACUAAACUGAUACUGCAUGAAGCGAUGAUAAAAACCACAAAAGAGCCGCACUUUUAAUUUCACCAAAAUACCUGUUUUCAAUUCUACCUGCACGUUCAUAACCAACAGUGUAUACCGUGAUCUCAUGUAACACAUCCACAGCUCAUGCCUUCCAUAGUUUAUUAUUAAAGUCUCAACAGAAUCCCAGUUUCAUAGGUGACAAAUUCUCUGUUUACAAAUAAAUGUCAGUUGCCCUAAAAUGCUACCCGCCGUCUAGGUCCGGUGUGUCAGAUCUACCCCAGAUUAGAUGUGCCAAUAACCAACGUUAUUUAGUAAACAACUUGAAUCUUAUCCUCGUCUAAUCUGGUUUUAUUAUUUUCACCCCUAAGCAGUUAAUGUCUCUCUGACCCUUAGAAAUAUUUAAUGCUUACAGUCUUGCUUUGUGUCUCUGAUUGUAAGGUAGCAUUGAUUUUAGCACACUGAUGUAAGUUCUUCCUGGUCGCUUGCACUGGUCAGUGUUCAGUCCAAAAAGAUUCCCAGAAUUACCUAAGGAAACCCUCAAUAUGUAAAUUAUCAUUGUUGGGGAAGAAAAAUCUGUAUUUUUGUUAGUUUACAAUAUUAUGAAAAUUCACUCCAGGGAGACCUGCCGGGCUACUUUUGCUUUGUGUUUUUGUUGGGGUUUUUUUGUUUUGUUUUGUUUUGUUUUGUUUUUUGUUUUUCUCUUUACUUGUAUUUUUUUUCAUUGAUUUUUUUUUCUUCUUUUACUUGAACAAAAAGGUGUUUUAUUUACAAAUCUGGUUCAUAUUUACAAUCUAGUUCAGAGCUAAGCCUUAAAUUGUACAGAAUUUCCACUGUAAUUAAAAUAUUUAGUGUUUAGUUAUAAAUAGCCUCCAGAAAGAUAUAUUCUCCAUUACACUGUCAACUGCAUCACACCCCGCCGGGAAUGAUAUUACUGCAUCGCAAAAUAAAAAUGGCAAAUGCAUUGAAA